CCAACACGGAGGCCACCGAAAGGCCAAGGCCAAAGCCACCUGGGGUCCGCUCCUGGGCCACUGGCUCUCGGCCUUCGGGUUCCUUCGUUCCGACUCGGAAUGCGGAGCGUGGUGCUGGCCGCGGCUGCGCGCACCCCCAUGGGCUCCUUUGGGGGGCAGCUGUCCCAGGUGCCGGUGCAGCGUUUGGGGGGCUUCGCCAUGGGCGCGGCGCUGCGGCGCGCUGGGGUGGAGCCACAGGAAGUGGAGAUGGUGCUGAUGGGCCACGCGCUGCCCGGCGCCUGCGGCCUAAACCCCACCAAGCGCGCCGCGAUGCUCGCGGAGAUCCCGGCGAACGUCGACUGCACCAGCGUCAACAAGGCCUGCGCCUCGGGCUUGAAGGCGGUGACGCUGGCGGCGCAGAGCAUCGCCAUGGGGGAGGUGGACGUGGCAGUGGCCGGCGGCAUGGAGAGCAUGUCGCGGGCGCCCUACUUCCUGCGGCACGCGCGGCAAGGGGGGUAUCGCUAUGGUCAUGGCAUGCUGGAGGAUGCGGCGCUCUCCGACGGAUUGUGGGACGCCAGCCAUGACAUGCACCUGGGGUCCUGCGUGGAGCACACGGUGCAGGAGAUGGGCAUCGCCAGGGAAGAGCAGGAUCGCUACGCGGUGUCCUCGUACCGCCGGGCGGCGGAGGCCUGGAAGCGCGGAGCCAUGGACGCGGAGGUGGCCCCGUUGCGGGUGAAGAACCCCGCACAGGACGGCCUGGAGAAGCGGACCUUGAUCUUCUCCGUGGACGAGGAGUACAGCCGCCUGAAGCUGGACUCGGCACGUCAUUUGCCCCCGGUCUUUCAGGAGGAAGGAACUAUCACCUCCGCCAACGCCUCCUCUUUGAACGACGGUGCCGCGGCAGUGGUUCUUCUCAGCGAGGACAAAGCCCGCGAGAUGGGGGUGACAAGCCUGGCCCGCAUCGUGUCCUUCGCGGACUUUGGAGUGGAGCCCUUGCACUUUGCCAAGGCGCCCAGCGCGGCGAUACGGAAGGCCAUGCAGGCGGCGCGCAUGAACUCGGUGAACUUUUAUGAGAUCCACGAGUCCUUCGCGGCGGUUGUGCUGGCCAACAUGUCGCUUCUGGACUUGGACAUCUCGCGCGUGAAUGUCAACGGGGGCGCCGUAGCCUUGGGCGACCCCAUGGGCGCCUCCGGCGCGCGGAUCCUCACCACGCUGCUGCACGUGCUGACCCAGCAGGACGCUGAGACCGGGUGCGCGGCCAUUGCCAACGGUGGCGGAGGGGCCACGGCCAUCAUCAUCGAGCGCUUGCAGUAGGUAUCAGUGGA
This is a messenger RNA of Effrenium voratum, 1304 nucleotides long. The record is from the annotation of a GenBank genome assembly. Lineage: Eukaryota; Dinophyceae; Suessiales; Symbiodiniaceae.